This is a messenger RNA of Pseudozyma hubeiensis SY62, 3255 nucleotides long. RefSeq lists its product as hypothetical. The transcript has a single exon. NCBI's taxonomy places the organism in Eukaryota, Fungi, Basidiomycota, Ustilaginomycetes, Ustilaginales, Ustilaginaceae. Bases 1 to 3255 code for a protein of 1084 amino acids. Gene Ontology annotation, molecular function: valine-tRNA ligase activity; ATP binding; aminoacyl-tRNA deacylase activity. Gene Ontology annotation, cellular component: cytosol. The record is from RefSeq and is a predicted model, not a curated record. Gene Ontology annotation, biological process: valyl-tRNA aminoacylation.
AUGUCCUCGUCCACACCAGCACCGGCGCCUGCUGCGCCCGAGCAGCAACAGCCAUCAAGCUCGACUCAGAAUGACGGCGCUAGCCCCGCUGCAUCCGCAGACGCUCCUCUCGGUCCCGACGGCCAGCCACUCACAAAAAGUGCCAUGAAGAAGCUCGCCAAGCUCAAGGAGAAGGAGGCAAAGCAGGCAGCCAAGGACGCGCUCAAGAGCGACAAGCCCGCGCAGAACGCGGCUGGUUCGGGCGCAGCCAAGAAGGAAAAGCCCAAGAAGGAGGUCAAGCAGGAGCCCGAGUGGGUCAACAACACCGUCGAUGGCGAAAAGAAGGACCUCUCCGCUCCCAUGGAGAGCGGAUACAACCCGCUCCACGUCGAACAGAGCUGGUACCAGUGGUGGGAAAAGUCCAACCACUUCAAGCCUGCAGAGCCCACCGAGUCGGACCCUUAUGACCCGGAAAAGACCUUCAUCAUUCCCGCGCCACCUCCCAACGUCACAGGCUCGCUCCAUAUCGGUCACGCCUUGACCAUCUCGAUUCAGGACACUUUGAUCCGAUGGUACCGCAUGAACGGCUACAGGACGCUCUUCAACCCCGGAUACGACCACGCCGGUAUCGCUACGCAGAGCGUCGUCGAGAAGCGUAUCGCAAAGACCGAGGGCAAGUCACGCCACGACUAUGGUCGCGAAAAGUUCCUGGAGAAGGUGUUCGCAUGGAAGGACGACUACCAGUCGCGCAUCUCGAACCAGAUGCGUCGUCUCGGUGCCUCGUACGACUUCUCAAGGGAAGCUUUCACCAUGGAUCCCGUUCGCUCCAAAGCCGUCACCGAAGCUUUCUGCAAGCUCCACGAGGACGGCAUCAUCUACCGAGCUAACCGACUCGUCAACUGGUGCUGCAAGCUCAGCACCGCCCUUUCCAACAUCGAGGUCGACCAGAAGCAGCUCAACGGCCGCACCUUGCUCAACAUCCCUGGCUACCCUGCCAACGAGCGCAUCGAGUUUGGUGUCAUCGUCAGCUUCUCGUACCAGAUCGAAGGCAGCGAUGAGAAGAUCAUUGUCGCCACCACUCGUCCCGAGACUAUGCUCGGUGAUACCGCCGUUGCUGUCCACCCUGACGACCCGAGGUACAAGCACCUCCACGGCAAAAACGUCGUCCAUCCUUUCGUCCCCGGUCGCAAGAUCCCCAUCAUCGCCGAUUCCAUCAUUGUCGAUAUGGAGUUCGGUACCGGUGCAGUCAAGAUCACCCCCGCCCACGACCCCAACGAUUACGAAGUCGGUAAACGACACGAUCUCGAGUUCAUCAACAUCCUCAACGAGGAGGACGGUACGCUCAAUGAGAACUGCGGCGACUUCCAAGGCAUGAAGCGAUUCUCCGCUCGUCGCGCCGUCAUCGACGAGCUUAAGGAGAUCGGCAGCUACGUCGAGACCAAGGACAACCCGAUGACGGUCCCUAUCUGCUCUCGAUCCGGCGACGUGAUCGAGCCCAUCAUGAAGCCUCAGUGGUGGGUCAACUGCAAGCCGCUUGCGGACAAGGUGAUCGAACGCGUACGUGCCGGUGACAUGACCAUCACCCCCGUCGUCUCCGAGAAGGAGUUCUUCCGAUGGAUGGAGAACAUCCAGGAUUGGUGCAUCUCCCGUCAGUUGUGGUGGGGCCAUCGUUGCCCCGUCUACUUUGUCAACAUCGAAGGCGAAUCUCAAGACCGCACCGAUGACAAGUUCUGGAUCUCCGGUAGGACUCUCGAGGAGGCUCAGGAACGAGCGGCCAAGCUCGCUGGCGGCAAGAACUUCACGCUCGAACAGGACGACGACGUUCUCGACACGUGGUUCUCCUCCGGACUCUGGCCCUUCUCGAUCAUGGGCUGGCCGGAGAAGACGGACGAUUUGAAGCACUUUUACCCGUCGUCGAUGUUGGAGACGGGUUGGGACAUUCUGUUCUUCUGGGUGGCAAAGAUGUGCAUGCUGGGAGUGUACCUGACUGGUCAGCUGCCGUUCAAGGAGGUGUUCUGUCACGCGAUGGUGAGGGAUGCGCAUGGAAGGAAGAUGUCCAAGUCGUUGGGUAAUGUCAUCGAUCCGUUGGAUGUGAUCGAAGGUAUCACUCUGGACGGGCUGCACGACAGGUUGAAGGAGGGCAAUCUGGACGACAAGGAAAUUGCCAAGGCUGCUCAGGGGCAGAAGAAGGACUUCCCCAAGGGCAUCCCUCAAUGCGGUACGGAUGCGCUGCGAUUCGCACUGUGUGCCUACACGAGCGCCGGCAGAGACAUCAACCUCGACAUCCUGCGCGUCGAAGGCUACCGCAAGUUCUGCAACAAACUCUGGAACGCUACCAAGUUUGCCCUGCUCAAACUCGAACCCAUCGAGACCUUCCAGCCCGCCUCCACGGACGAGCCCUCCGGAUCUGAAUCCCUCGUCGAAAAGUGGAUCCUGCACAAGCUCAACUCUGCCUCCAAGACCGUCAACGACAACCUCAAGGAACGCAACUUUAUGGCUGCCACCUCUGCCGUCUACAACUUCUGGCUGUACGAGCUCUGCGACGUGUACAUCGAAGCCAUCAAGCCCAUCACCGACGCCGGUGCUGCCGAUGAGAAGGCCAAGAGCAGUGCGCAGCAGACGCUGUACACGUGUUUGGAUGCCGGGUUGAAGCUGCUGCAUCCCUUCAUGCCGUUUGUCACGGAGGAGCUGUGGCAGAGGUUGCCGCGACGCAGCGGUGAGCAGGCGGAGAGCAUCGCUCUCGCCCGAUACCCGGUUUGGAUGGAGAGCAGGGAAGAUGGGAAAGCCGAAGUGGAGUUCGAAGAAGUUUUCUCCGCCGUCCGAGCGAUCCGAGGCAUGUGUGUCGACUACAACCUGUCGAAAGACGUCCAGGUCUACCUCGAAACCUCCGACUCCGGUUUCUCGACCACGCUCAAGAACAACUCGGAGAUCGUCACCACGCUCGUCAAGGGCUGCACGCGCGUCACCGUCGUCUCCGGCGCAAGUGAUGUGCCGAAAGGCUGCGCCGUCGCCUCCAUCUCCUCCCGCCUCAACGCACACCUCCUCAUCCGCGGCCAGGUCAACAUCGACCAGGAACUCGCCAAACUCGACAAGAAGCUCCAACUCAACCAGGUCGGUCUCGACAAGGUCGGGGCGGUGAUGAACAAGCCGCAGGAGUGGGAGAGGAUGCCGGAGGAGGUCAAGCUCAGCACCAAGGAGAAGCUCAAGAAUCUCGAGGCAGAGAGGAGCGCUAUGGAGGAAGCUAGGAAGCAGUUUGAGAGUAUUCGCGAUGAUUGA